AUGACCGUGCAUCUAUUUGGGGCUGUAUCUUCCCAUAGCUGUGCCAACUUUGCUUUGAAGAAAACCGCAGCAGAUAAUCGAGCAGAUUUCAGCAGCAAGGCUGUAAGAACGGUCGAGCAAAACUUCUACAUGGAUGAUUGCUUCAAAUCUGUUGAUUCAGAAGAAGAUGCUAUCCAUCUAUCAAGUGAGCUAUCACAACUCUUGAAACGAGGAGGUUUCCGGCUAACCAAGUGGCUCUCAAACAAACGCAAGGUCAUUGAAUCUGUUCCUGUGUUGGAUCGGGCAGCGUCCAUCAGAGAUCUGGACUUUGACCACACCCUUAUGGAGAGAGCCCUUGGGGUACAAUGGCACGUGACUUUAGACACGUUUAGCUUUAAGAUUGCUACCAAAGAUAAACCCGCCACCAGAAGAGGAAUCCUCUCCGUGAUCAGCUUGAUCUAUAAUCCACUCAGCUUUGUGGCUCCCUUCUAUCUUUCUGCCAAGAUUCUUCUUCAAACCCUCUGCAAGAAGCAACUUGGUUGGGACGACUUAAUCCCUGAAGAGGACCUAAUAUGCUGGAAGAGUUGGUUGGAGGAACUACCUAGACUGGAACAAUUCUCUAUCGACAGAUGCUUCAAGCCUCCGAAUUUUGGUGAUAUCAUUUCCUGCCAACUUCACCACUUCUCUGAUGCCUCUCAGGUGGCCUACGGUGCUGUUUCCUACCUCAGGCUCGUAAAUGCCCAACACGAAGUUCACUGCUCGUUUGUUAUGGGAAAAUCCCAAUUAUCACCUCUAAAGCCAGUGACCAUCCCAAGAAUGGAACUGUCUGCCGCUGUACUCUCCACAAGACUGGACAGAAUGAUACGCCAAGAGGUAGAACUCCCUAUCAACGACUCCUUCUACUGA
Messenger RNA from Pocillopora verrucosa, 885 nucleotides. The record is from RefSeq and is a predicted model, not a curated record. NCBI's taxonomy places the organism in Eukaryota, Metazoa, Cnidaria, Anthozoa, Scleractinia, Pocilloporidae.